This is a messenger RNA of Aspergillus alliaceus, 663 nucleotides long. RefSeq lists its product as uncharacterized. The record is from RefSeq and is a predicted model, not a curated record. NCBI's taxonomy places the organism in Eukaryota, Fungi, Ascomycota, Eurotiomycetes, Eurotiales, Aspergillaceae. The transcript has 4 exons. Bases 154 to 663 code for a protein of 169 amino acids.
GUUGCUGAGCGCACUGGUUUCCCAACCAUCGCUGAGAUCGAAGCGGCAACUGACAUUCUCAGCAUACUUGACAAUUCAGCCAAAGUUGUUCGGGUGUAGGAGCAUUUUGCGGUCAAAUUCGGCAAUGGCAUUCUACUUUCAGCGGCUAAAAACAUGAGGUUCCUUGCGGCCAACAGUAAAGUGCUGGUACCUAAGGUCUACCCAGCGUUUGUUGAUCUGGAGAGCAAUCGGACUUUUAUCAUUAUGGAGUACACCCAUGCCAUCAUCUGCAAGCUCGUUAAGGAUUCAAUAAUUGACCUCCAAAAUAUGCCAACCCCAGGUUACCUGGGGACCUUGAAAUGCCAGCUUUACCAUGACGGUGUCUUCUGGACGACAGAUUAUAAACCGUUGAUCUCCGGCCCUUUUGCAAGCCAGGAGGAAAUGAAUCGUGGAAUUACAGAAAGGCCACGCCAGACAGAAACAUCUCACAGCACACUCCACGACCACCGAGCUGUUUUCACCUAUGGGGAUCUGCAACUGAAGAAUAUUAUGGUCGAAGAAGUUGAAUCUCGGGAGGGUGGAAGCCCCGAUUUUAGGCCCGACUGGCUUGAACUCAUUCCAGACAUUGUAGACGAGUAUCCUACGGAAUACCUCGUGAUGCAAGUUAUUUAUGGCAUUAUAUAA